AUGCUUUCCAGAGCGGUGAAUGUGCCGCGCGCCUGUUUUGCCAACCGCCUCUCCUCGUCGAUUCCAUCAGCCAGAGCUACGCUAAGCAAUCGCAGCUUACACAGUCACAGUCGUGGAGAAUGGAUCCAGCAGCGAUGCUACAGCUCCGAUCCCGUCAUUCAUAGCAAAGAGAAGAUAGAGGCGCUGAUAUCGGGCAAGAUCAGUCAACGCGAGUUUAAGAAAUCGAUCAAGGAGACAUCCAAGAGGCCGUUCAGGAAGCCAUACAGUCGUAAGCCAUGGCGCCGUCGAAGAGAGGAAGGGAUACCCGAUCGGGGGCUGGCACCCUUGGAAAUCGAGUCCAAUCCUACGACGCAGGCGGCUAUAGAGCGACACUUGGGAGAAGAGUUUGAAGGCGAGCUUUCAGAAGAGCUUGUGAAAAUGCUUGCCGAAGAGGUGCUUCUCAAAGAGGAGUCUGCUGCAGAAGAACUCGACGCGGACGAAUCAAAUCAACUAGGGCAAUCUACUUCUCAAGAGGAGGCUAUCGUCACGGAGGCCGAUGCAGCUGCACCUAGCCAAACCAGGCCCAAGCGGGAGUUCAAAGCUAAGAGAGACAUCCAUGAUGAACUCGUGCAGUCCAAGAGCGUCUCCGUUGCGGCUCUUGGAGAGCAGAUCGAUGCCAUCAUGUUAAAGAAUCCCAACGAAAUGAAGAGACCCAAGAGGGCCGUGCGAAGAGUUCAAGAAGAUGCGGUGGAAGCUACGGUUGAGCUCGAUACGGAAAGGGAUAAUAUGGUGGAUGUGAAAGAGGAGAGUGAUGAGGAGGCAAUGGCAGCGGCGAUGAAGAAUAUCGAUGACCUGCGGCCCGUCGACAAGACGAUUCUACGAAUGAAGGAUUUCGAUUCUCUGGCAAAUACUCUGCUGGACGGUUUCACAUUCAAUCAACUUGCCAAAUACUUCAACCAGAAGCGCCUGGCCUUGCCCAAGAGAGAUCAAGGAACGCCGUUGCGCUAUCCCUGGAUCGUCAAACAGGACCCAUGGGUUGCUGCAAAACCUGACCACUGGGGGCCGCUUAGGCCGAAGCAACGACAGGUGAUUAUGAUUAUGCAAAUCAUAUGGCAUCUGGAGGUUCAAGAGCAGGUUGAAGGCUUGGGCAGAACUCUUGUCUGGCUACAACCUCGCAUCUUUGAGUUGAUCGCUUCCCCUAAUAGUGCCGUACUUGAGCUACUCUCCAGAGACUUUUUGUAUCAGUCUAACAAGGAGAAAAUCACGACAAGUUUUGACGAUCACCGGAUCAAUAUCUACGCCCAGAAAUCCACCAUUCCCGCCAUCCUCUCCCACCUUGACGAAACGGUCAAAUCAAUUCGGUGCCAGAAAAUCUCCUCGAGUUUUAUUCAAGGGCACGACGACCUAGACGAGAAACUUCUCCGAGAGCUAGAACGAAUCACCAAGACGCAUAUUGCUUACGAUGAGAACAAUCAAGAGCUUGAAAUAUCUUGGCUGCAGAAGCAGCACCCUGCUGCCACCAGUACAGAAUCCCCGGCUGAUAUCGCCUUGCGACUUUUAUUGGAGCAGACCACCGAGGAUAUCCAGACCAGUGUCCAUAUUAUCACACCCUCAGACAGCAGCAAUCCCAAAGACGGAGCUUUUGUUAGCCAUCAGAGGGAAAACAGGAGUAUGUCUUGGAAAGAUAAGCUCGGGCAGUGGUCAAGAUUCGUCACACCAGUUGGCCAAGCCAGCGCCUCAGGGGAUGACGUUUCAACGCAAUUCCUCAAUGUCAUUUCCGAUCUCAAGGUAACAAAAGGAACCGAACCGGUCCACCAAGUCACAGCUUCUUUCGGACAUGUGCUUCAUGGGAAGCAUUCACAGACAGUGGCUGCAAUGGCGAAGCAUCGCCGACUGCUUUCACCCGUCCUUCCUCAUCCGGCGUCGUUUACAUCCAUCGUGGAAGAAGACAAGCCUACAACGCAGCGCGCGAUGAUUGUUCUCAACUUUUCUCCAGACCUCAAUCAUUCCUCCUCAAGAUAUGACUCCGCGCCCCCCACGAUACAACUUCAACUACCAGUCAAUCCCGACAGCGACCUUGCCGGCAUCUCUCUCCCGCCUGGCUCAGCCCUCUUUGGGGUUGCAGCACAGCAUAUCAGUGACGUGCUUAUGCCCAGCGAAAGCGUCGAUGUUCGCCUGACGCAAAGCCAUCUUCUUCCGCUUGAUGCAAGCCAAGAGUCCGUCAAGCAAUUUUUAUCGCAAAGCGAAUUCAAUCUCCCCCAGGGUGUUCUGAAAACACCCAGCAAAGCCAAGUUCUCCAUCCCCAAAGCAUGGAUAACCAAGGCUAAAACAACCCGCAAACCUUCCAAGGCCACCAUCAAUGUACCAUACAUAUUCAUGGGGUUGGAAAUUCAUCAAACCGUCCAAAUCGAGCUCCAUGGCCACACGCUGUGCUACAGCAGCAUUGAUGCAGGCCGACAUGGAGGCCACCGGCAAGAGCUUUCUCUUCAAGCCGGCCCUCCACAAACCAAAGACGAACCAUCGUUUAUGCUUGACAAGGCUGAGGUGUCACGCUUCCUAUCUCUAGUCGAAGGGGUAGCUACUGGCAAGUACUUUUCAUGGCACAACGGGUCUCAACUUAUGCGAGAAAUACCAGACGUAGGUACGCUCGAGGACGAAGCCACGGAGGAUCAACUGCCAUCAUUAGAGGCUGAAACCGAGGACUACGAGCAUGUUCAGAGCACUGAAUCUGAAGCGUUGCAAACUACUGAGCAUCAAGAUGGUCGUUCUUCGACCGAGACAGCCCCCGACAUCACUAUAGCUGAACCAUCCGAGGGCAUUCAAUCUCCUAAUCCUGACAAGGCGAAGGAGCCAGAGCGUGAAUAA
Messenger RNA from Trichoderma aggressivum f. europaeum, 2844 nucleotides. RefSeq lists its product as uncharacterized. The record is from RefSeq and is a predicted model, not a curated record. The coding region runs from base 1 to 2844 and encodes 947 amino acids. The transcript is spliced from 3 exons. Gene Ontology annotation, cellular component: mitochondrial inner membrane. NCBI's taxonomy places the organism in Eukaryota, Fungi, Ascomycota, Sordariomycetes, Hypocreales, Hypocreaceae.